Molecule: messenger RNA, 4857 nt
Organism: Closterium sp. Yama58-4
Lineage: Eukaryota; Viridiplantae; Streptophyta; Zygnematophyceae; Desmidiales; Closteriaceae
Source: the annotation of a GenBank genome assembly
AUGACCCUGCCCUCCGCGUCCUCCUCGCCCCUCAGCCUCUUCACGCCCUUGUCGCACCACCGCUCGCCGCUGCUCUCGCCCUGCCCCUCCCCCUCGCCGCUGCGCACGCUCGACGAGGAUGCGGCGGACGUCGCGGAGGGCCCCAUUGCGGAGCGGCAGUGGGGAAUGGCGGGGAUUCGCGGGACAGCGGCGGAGGCGGGCGGGGGGGUUGGGGUGGCGGGUGGCUGCGCGCCGAUGCGGCGGAGUGCGGCGUCCGUGUCGAUGCCGUCGCUUUGCGCCGCGCCGUGGGAGGGCGACGGGCUGGCGGCGAGCGCGUGGCUGCCGAGCGGCAGCGGGCGAUGGACUCCCGGCAGCGCUGCGGCGUGGCUGGCGCGCGACGAGAGCGAGCGAUGGGCGACCCACGGCGAAUGGGCGGUGGGCGAGCGCAGUGCGCGGAGAGGAGCGGCGCGCGGGGGCACUGGGAGAAGCGGAGCGACAGGGACGGCGACGGAAGGCGGACCGGCAGGGGGAGGGCAGCGCCCUUCGAUGGGCGGAGGGGCGAGCGCGGGGGCGGGAUGGCGGGAGCUUGCGCGGGAGGCGCAAGGGCGAGGGGGCUUGUGGGGGCCGCGGGCGAGGGAGGUGGGCGGCGCGAAGCGGGGCGUGCGGGGGCGAGGCAGGGACGGGUCGUGGGGGGGCGAUGAGAGUGGCGCGGGCAGCGUGGGCGGGGAUUGGGCGGAGGAUGUGGCGGAAAAGGAGGCGGAGGAGGGGAGGGGGAGGGAGAAGAAGGCGAAGGGCGGAAUGGUGGCGGCGGGCACUGGUGAGGGCGCGCGGGUUGGAGAGAGCAGCAGCGGUGCUGGCAGGGCGGACGAGAAUGCGGGGGGAGGGGGAGCGAGCUUGGAGCGCGAGCUGCAGGAGUGGCUGGGCGCUGCACUGCCGUGCGCCGCCCACAGGGGCAGCAGCGGGGCGCACAUGGACGAGCAGCCCCCCGGCGGAGUGGAUGCGAGCAGGGCAGCGGCAUGCGGUGAGGGCGCGAGCAGGAGCGGUGAGGGAGGGGUUGCUGGUGGCGUGGUCGGUGAGCAGCAGCACGCAGGCGUGAGCGAGUCCGAGGGGAGGAAUGGGGGGGGGGCAGGCGAGCAGCGAGAGGGAGCGGGGGCGGAGGCGCAGCAGGUGGUGUUCCACGUGACGGCACAGGAGCAGGGCCGCCGCCCCGCUGCUUGGAAGCCCGAGGCUGAGCCCCGCCGAAGCAGGCAGUCAGGUUCGGUGUUUGGGUCGGGGGAGGAUGGGCUGACACUGGAGUCGUUUCUGUUGGGCGGCAGGAGGGCGCGCGCAGGGCUGCGGGGGCAGGGCGCACACACGUGGCAGGUGGAUGACGUGGCGGCGAGGGGCGUGGCUCAGAGCAUGAAGGCGCAGGGGCACAGGCGCGGGCGGUCAGACGCGCUGGACGUGUCGGCUGCUGUGGCCGCACUGGGGGGCGUGGGGGAGGCAGGAGGAGGCGGCAAGGAGUGCGGAGAGGGCCGGCAGGCAAGCGGUGAUGGUGGCGGUGGUGGUGCGUGUGAGGGCAGUGGUGCGACGCAAGGCCGGACUGGCGCGGCUGGCGUGGGCGGAGGCAGCGGUGUGAAGGCGGAUGGCAGCGCCUCGGCCGCUGGUCCCAGCCAUGCCCUGGCAGCACCCGUCACCGUGGCGGGCAUGGCAGGCAUGGCGGGUGUGGUGUGCUGGUCGCCACCGUGGGUGGCGGCUGCAAGGGGCGUGCGGGCGGUGGGUGGGUCGCUGGACGUGGCUGCUGCCGUGGCCGCACUGGGUGGCACGGAGGGCGGGGAGGAAGGGGGGGUUGAGGUGGGCGCGGGGAGAGACGUGUGCAUGGAGGGCGUGGAUGGGGGAUGCGGUGGGGAAGAAGGUGCGCCGGGGAAAGAGAUGGAGCAGGAGAGGGAAGGGGAUGGGAGAAGAGAGGGGGAUGCGAUGGUGGUUGAGGAGAAAAGGACUGCGAGGUGUGAGGAGGACGAGCAGAGCAUGGGUGGCGAUGGUAUGUGUGGCAUGGGCGGUGUGGGUGCAGAAGCUGCAGCACCGCAUGCAGGCAGGCCGCCCCCCUCCACGCCACCCCCCUGCACGCCCCCACUAGCCCCUCCACCCCCACCUCUUACCGCACCAUCACCCGCCUCCCAGCGCCCAUCCUCACCCCCGCCGCUCACCCCGGGUGCACAGGCUGCAAGCAGCGGUGGCAGGGGAACAUGGGAGGGCGCGGGCAAGGCGGCGCAGCAGGAGCUGCGCAGCGGACAGGCAGAGGGUGCAGUGAAAGGGGAUGGGGGAGGGCAGCGCACUGAGGCAGGCGCAAGGCAGGGGGAUGGCGGGGCAGCAGUGGGAGGAGGGAAGUGGAAAGGACGAGGGGGUGUGCGGAGGCAGCAUGGCAGUGCGGGCGAGGUGGAGCGCGCCUUUGAGGUGGCCCCCGCCCACCUGCUCGCCCUGCACCGCUGGAACCCCUCAUCGCGCGACCUGGCGGUGCGCUGGGCCGUGUGGCUGCUGCGCCGCAUGCGCGAGGCCGCCUGCCCGCCCGCCCCACGCCCGCUGCGCCUGCUGCUCUUCUCCGCGCUGCUCUCCGCCCUGCCCCGCGUUGCUGACUCGCUGCUCUCCCUCGCCUCUCCACCGCCAGCAUCGCCCCGCCACGCCCACUCCCAGCUGCUGCACUCAGCGGCAUCGCUGCUGCGUGCAGUGGAGAGGAGCCGUGCCGCACUGCCAGCGCUGCAGUGGGCGGCGCUGCAGGAGGUGCUGCCGCGCUGCCACUCGCUGCUCUCCGCUGCUGCCACCCUGCACCGCCGCACACGGCAUGCUGGCAGCGUGGGCUUGCAUGCACCUGCAGCUGCUGCAGCGGGGCUGGGUGGGGGAGUGGGAGCAGCGGCAGCGACAGCAGCGGCGGCUGCUGGUGUGUGCAGCCCUCCCCACAGCUCCUCCUUUGCCUCCCCCGCCUCCUCUGCCACCCCCCAUGCCACUGUUGCGCCUGACAGCGGUGCGGAGCGUGGUGCGUGUGGGGGGGGCGAUGGUGGGGACAGCAGCAUGGAGGUGGAUGGGGCUGGCAGGCACAUGGGCGGGGCGGUGCAAGGGAGGGGCGCACAGGCGGAUGAGGGCAGGGCGCAGGGCAGUGAGGAUGAGAGCAGCGGGGCCGGCUGUGAGCGUAGAGCAGGGGAGGGGCCAGAGUGGGGUACCCCUGCUGCUGCUGCUGCCGGUGCUGAUGGGGACGACGCCUGUGUGCCAGUUGCCACCUCGGGUGCGCACGGCCAUGCGUCCCAGCAGCCUCAGCACGCUCAGCAGCGUGUGGGGGCACAAGGGGAUGCAGCGGGUGGUGCCCACCCUGACACCGUCCAUGCGCCUCCUGCCUGCACGCCCACUCACCCCGCAGGUGCCUCUGAUCCCCCAUGCUCCGUCUCCUCUCACCCCGCCACCACUCAUGCCCUCGUGUGCGUCCCAGCGCCACCCACACUGCACGCUGCUCCAAGCGCUCCCCACACUGACGCCACCCCGUGUGGGGAAGCCACUCCGCGAGAGCCCACCAUGCCGUCCUUCCCUCGCUUCUCGCCGUUUGCCGCUGCAGCCACUCCCCCCCAAGCAGCCGGCACCCCCCUGCACGUGCCCCUGGCGGCGAGGGCAGCGGGGCACCAAGUGAGUCACAGUUUGGACGGCAGCAGCGACGUGGCGUCGGGGCUGAGUGGCGGUGCGCGGCAGCAGUUUGUGGAGAGCAGGCGGCGGCAGCAGCAGGCGGUGGCGGCGUGCGUGCAGGCGCUGCAGGGCGGGCUGUUCUCCCCGUACGGCCGCACCGCUCACACCGCGGGGCGUGCUGCCACCAGCAGGUGGCGAGGCGGCGCAGCCGAGGGUGGCGUGGGCAGAGGCAUUGAGGGCAGCGGUGGGGAUGGAGGAGAGCGAGCAAGGGAUGGGGGUGAAGGGGCCAGGAGAGGGGAGGGGGUGGAAGACAGGGAAGGUAAUGGAGGGGCCAAUGGUGGGGGAGGUGGAGAAUGGGGAGGGCGAGAGGGAGGGGCUGGGAGUGGCGUAGGUGGGAAUGGGCACCAGCGGAGUCGCAGCUUGGAUGUGGAUGCCAUGGCUCGGCUGUGGCGCCCACUGCACCACGCUGCUGCCUCUCCUCGCGGCACGACUGCAGGGCAGACGAACCCCAUCGGUGGCAGUGAGCGUUGGAAGAGGGCCACUGCUGCGCACCCCAUCGACCCCUCUGCUCCUGCUGCCGCAUCUCCACAUGCCCACUCGCCUCUCCUGCCGCCCAAAUCUCCCUCGCCGCAGCCAAAGGGCCGCUUCCCUCCCUCUUCCCACAAUGCAGUUCCCUCUCCCCAUCCCCCCCUCGGCCAUGCCCAGCUCCUGUCCAAACGCCCCCUCCAGCCACCCAUCUCGCCGUGCCCUGAUCCUGCCACACGACCCUGUGCUGCGCCGUCCCCUCCGUGUGCACCCCACGCAACACUCUCUGCUCAUCCGCCGGCGCUGGAAACAGAGGGCAUGGGGGCAGCAGAGGAGAGGGCAGUGGAGGAGAUGACGUGCCUCUUCUCCGCACACUUCUCUGCCCCCUCUGCGCCUUCGCACAGGCCAGCAUGUGCAGCAGCGCAUGGCAGCGCGCAAGGUCACCCCGCGCCUCAUGGCACACAUGGCUCUGCGUCCCACACGCCCUGCGCUUGCACGCCACCAUCCUCUGCUGCCUCUCACCCUCCCCAUGCCACUGCCACCAGUGCGCCGCUUCAUGUGGAAAGGCGGUGUGCAGGGGCAGAGGGUGCGGGCGAAGGCACCAUAACACCUGAGACAGGCACGGCAGCGGGUGGCGGCAUGGGAGCAGCGGCGCCACCCAAGCCACGGUCGCGCAAGAAGAUGAUGUCGCGGAGAGAGUGGCUGUAG